Molecule: messenger RNA, 3615 nt
Organism: Fusarium poae
Lineage: Eukaryota; Fungi; Ascomycota; Sordariomycetes; Hypocreales; Nectriaceae
Exons: 5
Coding region: 1-3615 (1204 amino acids)
Molecular function (GO): phosphopantetheine binding
Source: RefSeq, a predicted model, not a curated record
AUGACGGCCAACAGUAACAAUGAGUUUGGGAGGAGACUCAUCCCCCAAAUUCUUGAUCGGCUUGCCAUUGCUGCUCCAGAGCGUGUCAUAUAUUCUAUUGCUUCAUUUCCCAAUGACCAACCAAGUUUUCGAGACAUAACUGCACGUGAAUUCACAAAGGCUGUUGAUAAGACAGCUUGGUGGCUACAAAGCCAGCUUCACUCAACGAAUGGAAGCUCCAAUGGAGAUGCGAUCUUAUCAUCAAAGGUCCAAGCUCUGGGCUACAUCGGACCUCAUGAUAUUCGUCAUGUUCUCUUAACGUAUGGUGCCGUCAAGGCUGGCUGUGCAGCCCUAUUUCUUUCACCUAAGAACAAUGUUACUGGUGCCCUAGCCGUACUCAAUGCUGCAGACUGCGGCAUCUGGGUUAAGCCAAAAGAGCAGCCAAUGAUUCCUCUUCUAGAGGGGAUUCUACAGGAGAAGUAUUUGAAGAUUCUUGAGCUCCCCAGCAUAGAUGAGCUUCUCGAUGCUGAGUCUGUGGAACCUUUUCCCUUUGACAAAACAUUCGGAACCUCCAAGAACGAGCCCUUCUGUAUUCUUCACACAUCAGGGACGACUGGCGUUCCAAAGCCUAUUUUUUGGACUCAUGCUCUGAUCGGAACCAUGGAUGCUGUCCGUUUACUUCCACCCACUGAAGGUGACGGCGGACUGGCUCCGUGGAUGGAUAACUGGAAUCCUGGAGAUAGGAUAUACUCUUCUUUCCCCAUGAGCCAUGGCGCUGGUGUGCUCAUGGAUAUUGUGAUACCCGCGCUGUGCAAUCUGCAUUGUAUUCUCGGACCUGCAGGUGUUUUACCCAAUCUCGGGUUGCUCGAACUGCUCGCCGACCAUGCCAAGAUAGAUAUCUGGAGCAUGGUACCGUCACUUGCAGACGAGCUGGGCGAGCACCCUGACGUCUUGGCCAAGUUCAAACCUUCAAAGUUCAUCUGCGCCUCAGGUGGCCCUGUCAGUCCACUUAUCGUAUCAAAGGUCAAUAAAGUGGUCAGAGUUCUGAAUUUGACUGGAACGACUGAAGGUCUGUUCAUCGGCAACCUAUGGGUACCUAGAGAAGACUGGCAUUGGUUUGCCUUUCAUCCUUACUCGGGGUUUGAGUUCAAAGAAGUUCAGCCUGGCAUCUUUGAACAUUGGGUGCACAGGAACGAACACUGGGAGCUCUUUCAAGGCAUCUUUCAUACGUUUCCUAAUCUUGAUUCUGUCAACCUCAAAGACUUAUAUGUCAGGCAUCCAACCAAUCCGAAUCUCUGGGCUUUUACAGGACGAAGCGAUGAUGUUGUCGUUCUUAGUAAUGGCUACAAGAUAUCGCCCCUAGAUACAGAAGCAUUGAUCACUACACAUCCUGCAAUUGACGGUUGUCUGUUGAUUGGGUCCGGAAAGCCUCAAGCCGGCUUACUCAUCGAGCUCAAGAAUCCUUCCGAGAGAAAUAACGAGCUCUUUGACAGUAUUUGGGCAAUGGUUGAGAGGGCGAACAAUUCCACCUUCCAAAAGACACGUAUUCAGAGGGAAUAUAUUGCCUUUGCCGAGGCCGAUAAACCCUUCAUACGUACUGACAAGAGGACUAUCAAGCGUCAUGUGACAUUGGAACUUUAUUCCGAUUUCAUCGAACGAUUCUAUGACUCAAGAAACGAGGAAGUUGAGGAUGAAGACUUCGAUCAAUUCACAAUUGAUACAACAUCGAGCGAAACUCUUCUAGACUCUGUCGCCAAGAUCAUGAGAUCAGUCUUGCCUGACGUCGAGGACGUUUCUCCCGAUGAGGACGUGUUUGAUCUGGGACUAGAUUCUCUUCUGGUUGUUCGAGUCAUCAGAAUCAUCCGCGCUGUCACAGGCCUAGAAGAGCAACUUGCUCCUCGGCACCUCUACGCUUAUCCAACUUUGGAUGAGUUUUCAUCGCAGCUUGCAAGGAUUCUGGAGCAAGAAAAAGCCAAGUCCGCCGUGGCUGAAUACACCAACAGUGAAGGGUUAAAUAGCAAACCACGGACUCCUCUAGGCACUGAUUCGACCAAUCUCGAAAAUCUCAUCGCUGAGCGGAGGCGGCGACUCGGGUCUAAAAUGAACCCUUUUGAUGCUGUGAACCCCAAUCAUUACAUGGGUCUCAACUUUUACUUUGCUCUGAGGCCGGGCGUCAGCUUUGAGGAAGCCUUUGUUAAAUUGCAGAGGGGUCUGGCGAAGGCUUUUGAGAUUAUUCCAGAGCUGGACGGCAGGAUGAUGCUGGCUUCAGAGCACGAAUUCGGCUAUAAAAAGGGAGAAUACCGUAUUACAAUUCCUCCUGAGCCACUUCCUGUGUCUGCAAAGCCCAGGCAACUCGUUUACAAGGACUUGUCUCAGGUGCUCCCGUCAUUCCAGAAGAUGCGUGAAGCUGGGUUCUCACCGUCUUUGUUUAACGAUGAACUCGUCCUAGACUGCCAUCCAUUUCCUCCGAUGCCAGCUGAUAUCUUGUUUGCUCAAGCCAAUUUUGUUGAGGGCGGGUGUAUCCUGGCAACCAACUUCAUUCACACUUGUCUUGAUGCUGUGGGUGUCAUGAUGGCUCUGAGAGUCUGGGCUGAAUGCUGCAGAUAUCUUGAUGGGGAUCAUACAUCAACUUGCGAUUGGUUUGACCCCGAAAGCUUCAACCAUGAUCUUCCGGAGAUCAUCUGGGAACGAGCAGGAUAUGCGAAGCCUGUUCAUGAAGUAGACCCGGGCACAUGGGGUUAUCUGCCGUUCCCAGAGAAGAUCGCACAGACAACACUUCAAAACGACCUCAAUAACGGAGAGGUAGAUGCUACUCGGCAGAAUGGCAUAACGAAGAGUGUUCUCCCCCCAGCGCCUCAAUUCGCGGGUAGCCCUGUUUGGCCAGCUGCCCCAAGCGAACGAUCGCUAAACACGACCGUUUUUCUGCUUUCUGGCGAGAGUAUUCACAAACUCAAGCAGGAAGCCUUGUCAGAUGCAGAUGCGAAGAAUCGAUCCACAUCAAUUAUCGAUGUUGUACAAGCAUUCUUUUGGCGAGCUUCUAUACGAUCUCGCUACAGGGUGGCCAAAGAACAUGGCAAUCAAGAAUUCAAGGCUGACGACAUGUCAAUCCUGGAAAUGCCAAUUGACGGAAGGCCCUACUUCUCGUCUCAAUUGCCAUCUUCUUAUAUGGGCAGCUUGCUCAUAAUGAACAGACCGAGCAUGCCAAUCGAAACGCUCUGCUCAUCUGACACCAGCGUCGCACAGAUUGCAGGUCUCAUUCGAGAAGCAGCUGCCCGUAUCACACCUUCUCUGGUCCAUGACACGUUUACUCUUCUACGCUCAAUGACAGAUUACAGCAAGCCUGCGACGGCAAACAUGGGUCUCGAGCAUAUGCAUGCCAUGAUCUCCAACAUGAUGCUAUUCCAGACAAGUGAUAUUUCAUUUGGUGACUCGUUUUUUGCUGGCGGUAGUCCGGAGGCGAUGCGUCCUCAGAUCGAACGUGGCCACAGACGGUUCAGGUUCUUGGUCAUAUCUCCAAUGAGAAAGGAUGGUGGCGUGGAGUUGGUCAUGGGUACGUUGCCUGAAGAGUUGAAGAUGCUCAUGAGCGAUUCGGAAUUUACCAAGUAUGCGACACUCUUGGAUUACAAAAAGGCAUGA